This is a messenger RNA of Dalotia coriaria, 1974 nucleotides long. RefSeq names its product sodium-coupled monocarboxylate transporter 2-like. Gene Ontology annotation, biological process: transmembrane transport; sodium ion transport. The record is from RefSeq and is a predicted model, not a curated record. Gene Ontology annotation, cellular component: membrane. NCBI's taxonomy places the organism in Eukaryota, Metazoa, Arthropoda, Insecta, Coleoptera, Staphylinidae. The transcript is spliced from 7 exons. Gene Ontology annotation, molecular function: symporter activity. Bases 144 to 1934 code for a protein of 596 amino acids.
AUUUACAAGUCAUGAUAAUUUGCUGCUAGCAGUAGCACUUAUCAUCCCGCUAUGCAAAUAUAAUCAAAUUCGAAAUUUACAAUCAGAUUUCGCUUAAAUUUCACCAAUUUCCCUGAAAACCGCUUAGUACGAUUGCGUGAACAAUGGAGAACCCAGCCGCCAACAUCACGGGUACCGCGCCAUUAAUUUAUUUCCAAUGGUACGAUCACGCGUUCUUUGGAUUUAUGCUGUUCUUGAGCACCGCCAUUGGGAUAUAUUUUAGCAUAACAGGCGCCAAUAAGAAGAACAUCACAGAUGAGUAUUUUAUGGGCGGUAAGAAAAUGUCAGUGAUGCCCAUCGCCGUCUCCUUGGUAGCAAGUCACAUAUCAAGUGUAAGUUUAAUGGCGGUGCCGGCUGACGUGUAUAGUUUUGGUGCAAUGUAUUGGCUGAGCACUAUUUCUAUUAUGGUCAGUGCAUUUGCGACAAGUUAUAUUUUCCUGCCUGUUUUCUACGAGCUUCAACUAAACAGUACCUAUGAAUAUCUUAUGCUGCGGUUUAAUUCGUCCAUACGAACCAUGUGCUCACUGUUUUUUAUUCUUAAUAUUCUUCUGUUUAUGGGGAUUGUGGUUUAUGUUCCGGCUCUAGCGUAUUCAAAAGCCACUGGAUUGAGUGUCCAUUAUAUUAUUCCGGCAAUUUGUGCAAUUUGCACGUUUUACACUACGAUUGGAGGGUUGAAAACCGUUGUAUGGACUGACACACUGCAGUUUUCCGUGACAUCAACCGCGGUUGUAGUAAUUUUUUAUUUGGGUGUGACUAAAGCUGGAGGAUUCACUAAUGUAUUCCAGACUGCAUGGGAAGGAAGUCGUUUACAUUUUGAUUUUGACUUAGAUCUAACAAAACGGGAAACUGUCUUUGCUGUGCUGAUGCAUUGGUUUCUUUCAUACACAAGAAUGUUGUCAACAAGUCAAGAGUGUGUGCUAAAGUUUUUGUCCUUGCCGACAUUAAAAAAGGCCCAACAAUCGAUAUUCCUUUUCUGUUUUGGCAUUAUUUGCGUGAAGAGUAUCAUUGUUAUCACUGGUUUGAUAAUGUUUACGUUAUACAAAGACUGUGACCCGUUGAUGUCGGGCUCCAUUUCAAAAAUUGAUCAAUUAGUACCAUUUUAUGUUGCUGAUGUAGCAUCUAAAGUGCCUGGACUGACUGGAUUGUUUUUAUCGGGAGUUUUCUGCACCGCACUGAGCACGUUAUCGGCCAUUAUGAAUGCGCUCUCAGCUACGAUCUACCAAGACUUUGUUGCAAAGUUUCUGCCCAAGUUUGCAAAGCAAGAACAGUAUACUUCAAUUACGAUAAAACUUCUCGUUGUCGUAAUGGGCGUGCUAAUUACAUUCCUCGCUUCGCUUGUUGGAUAUCUUGGACCAAUCCAACCGCUUGCUAUCAGUGUUGCUAGUAUAUCAGCGGGAAGUUUCUUUGGGUUAUUCACCCUUGGUGUACUGGUCCCCAGAGCCAAUACAAAAGGUGCAUUUUCUGGAGUAAUAAUUUCUACUCUAUUCGUCGGCUGGAUGUUCGUAGGGGCGCAAUGGUACCGAUCCAAAGAUAUGAUCAAAAAUAUACCCACACAUUUAAGCACAGAGCAGUGCACGUUUGAAGUGCCUGUUGUUGAAAACAAUUCAACAAUUUUAGAUGCGCCAACAGAUAUUUUCUUUCUAUAUCGAGUCGCCAGUUAUUACUAUGCUUUGACUGGUUGUGUUGUGUGUAUUGCGGUUGGUAUUGUUGUUUCUUUACUAACUGAUCAUGGGGGACAUGUUGACAAGAGAUUACUGUCGCCGUUGGUGCACCGAUGGCUUCCGGAGGAUGCCGGAAAAGAUGAUUAUUUUUCAAUUGAUAAGGCAAAUAGAAUCGUGACUUCGCUUGAUUUACAAAAUUUACAGGACGCAAACAAAAAUGUAUCAAAAGUAUAAAUUAUAACAACUGGCAGAAAUAUAAUAUGGUUUUACACAA